UCGAAUGAUGGCGGAUCUGGCAGUUGUAUAGCAAACAAAGUCAGACGAUUCUGAAACCAGGUGAGACUCUUAAUGUUGAAACGAGUUCAGCUCGACUGGGCUCAGUUGGAGAUAUGAAAUAUGAUAUUAAACAUACUACCAUAAUCAUGUUUCUGUUCAAAAUGCAGUCGCGGUUUCCUGAUUCGUCGGAACCGAAGCUUUACUUUCGCUGAGGUUCAUCCUGUAUUAUGCCUCACCUGCUGUGUUACAUCGCUAUUAUAUAGUUUCAUCGUGACGUCACAUACAUUUGAUUUAAAUUCUGUUGUUGCAAACAAUUCGUUUGUUACACUGGGCGAAAUCUGUUCUGAUGAAUGAUGGUAAAAUGAAACUAUUUUACUAUUCAACAAAACUGAAUAGAAGAUGGAUUCACUUCCUCUUUUGACCUAUUUAUGAAAAACAAUUUAACAUGGAUAGAUAGAUAGAUAGAUAGAUAGAUAGAUAGAUAGAUAGAUGUAUUAUUAUUAUUAUUAUUAUUAUUAUUAUUAUUAAAUAAUCUUUUGUAUUGCAUAUAGCUUUGAACAUGGGCCAUCUUGACCUUUAAAUUUAGCAGUUGUCUAUAUUAUACAAAUGUCCUUAUACAGGCCGAAGUUUAAUCAGCUCAUUCAGAUCAUUGACAUUUAAUCAGCUCAUUACAAUUAUUUAACAUAUGCCUGCCAAAGAGACCACUUUUACCAUAUUUACCAUGUUAAUAUUGAACAAAAGUCUUGGACAAGCUUUACAUGUAUGUGUUUCUUUCUUUACUCCAAUGGAGAAAUGAGUGAUCCUCUCCUUAACCCAUUGACCGUCAUAUGUGCGGGAUCCUGCUUCGCCUUCUCUGGACUGUUUUAUAAACUAUACUCGGAUAAAAGACGAGAAAUAGAGAAGUUGAAGGAGAUCCCAAACUUUCAGCCUGACCAUCACCUGUUGAGGAUUCUCAAUGCAUCACCCAACAAAAGACUUCAUUAUGUUGCUGUAGAUGGUUUGGUUCAGGCCAUUGGUGAGCCCAUUUCCAGUCAGUAUGUGCCACGGUGUCGUGGUGUUAUACAGAAAAUUUCUGUGCAAGAGCACUGGAAAUAUUGGAACUCCUAUCUAAAGUCAUGGGUCUCCAAAAAAAUGAACCAGAACCAAACCACCAACAUGGUUCCCUUCAGUCUGAUCCAGCCCGGCUCAUACAUCAGUGACAUUUCCAUCCGCGUGGACUCUCCUCUGGAGGCGAGUGGCGAUUACCUCGAGCAGGUGCACAGGCGACUUCGGCAUGCUAAAGAGGGGCUGGUGGACAUUGUGGUGCAGGAGUUGAGCGGUGAGAGGCCAGUAGCUCAAGAGGAAUGUGAGGAGCUGCUGCGGGUUGGGGCGUCCCUCACAGGUUUCGGAGAACUUGUGCUGGAGCAGGACAAGGUGAUGAGGUUACAGCCACCUAAAGACGGCCGCAGCUACAUUCUGAUUCCCAGUGAUUAUAAGAGCUUCAUCCAGCGACACGAGAGCAGUGCCAUCAUGUGGAAAGGGCUGACUGCAGUGUUUGGAAUCACAGGGUUUACGCUCCUGGCUGGCUUCAUCCAUAGUGCCAUUAAUAAGGACAAGAAGAACUAGUCUGGGUCAUAUACUUCACUUAAAAUAAUAGAUUAACUGGUUUGUGUGGUUUUAACAUUUGUUGUGGCUCUUCACAUGGGAGUGUUUGAAUCCGGUGUAACUUACUUAAAUAUGAUUUGCAUUUGAAUAAUGAUAAUUCUAAUGGUGAUGUUUAUGAUUGUUGAGGAUAAAUAUGAAAUAUGCAAAAUCAUGACAAUAAUAAACAACUGUUUGCUACAGUC
Xyrauchen texanus (razorback sucker) is the source of this 1826-nucleotide messenger RNA. RefSeq names its product mitochondrial ubiquitin ligase activator of nfkb 1-A-like. Bases 763 to 1605 code for a protein of 280 amino acids. NCBI's taxonomy places the organism in Eukaryota, Metazoa, Chordata, Actinopteri, Cypriniformes, Catostomidae. Gene Ontology annotation, biological process: organelle organization; protein ubiquitination. The record is from RefSeq and is a predicted model, not a curated record. Gene Ontology annotation, molecular function: ubiquitin-protein transferase activity. The transcript is spliced from 4 exons.